UACUCCAAUCGCCCAACACACUGAACAUACCCCAUAACAUUGAAUUUGACAAUUCAUAUCUGUGAAAAACUGAACGUAAACCAACAAACAGAGAAAAAACAGAGAGGAAGGAAAAAAUACUAGAAAAUCUGGGAAAAUACAUAAAAAAAUUGCAAAUAUCCUUAAAAUAACAAAACGAAAAGCCCAAAAACGUGUAACAAAAGUGCAAUAUCCACAAAAAACAACAACUAAAACAAUUCAUUUACUAAACGCAAUAAAAAGUUAACAGCUGGUGGAAAAAUAAAAGAAAAAACAGAAAAUCAAGAAUGGAUGUCAUUAAUAAAUUCUAUUCAACAGUACACACCACCGUUUCACAAUUAUCGGGUGUCCUGCCAGGAAACAACGUUACCCGAGAAUAUGAAGUGCUCGAUCAAGUUUGCACAGCUGGGGUGGGUCUGCUGUGGAAAGUCUACAACGGAUACAAGAAAUCAACGAAACAGGAAGUGUCGGUGUUUGUGUUCGAAAAGAAAGCUUUGGACCGAUGGUCCAAGGAGGACCGCGAAGCAAUUCUAGAAACAUUACGCAGAGGUGUACAACAAUUGACAAAGAUACGCCAUCCUCAUGUCUUGACGGUGCAACAUCCUUUGGAGGAGAGUCGUGACUCAUUGGCCUUUGCCACAGAACCAGUUUUUGCUUCCUUGGCUAAUGUUGUGGGCGAUCAAGUGAGGGCGGAAAAGAAACUCUACGAUGUUGAGAUACGCCAUGGCCUGCUCCAGCUGUUUGAUGGUUUGCAAUUUCUACACAACGAUGCCAAGAUUGUUCAUCGUAAUAUAUGUUGUGCAGAAACAAUUGUGAUUAUUAAGAAUCGUAGCUGGAAAUUAUUUGGUUUUGAUUUCUGUGUUGCCAAUCAACCUCAGCCGGAUGGUAAACCCUACUGACCAAGCAAUGAAUAUUCGACAUCUAUGCAUAUGUUAGCCCAGCCAAGUUUGGAAUAUACGACACCGGAAAUUGCCUUGAAUAAUAUUAAUUCUACGGAUAGUGAUCUGUUUUCUUUGGGUAUUCUGAUUUUUAUCAUCUAUGCUGGAAAACCAUUGAAACUAUUCGGUUCGGACUAUAGUGCAUUUCGAAGGCAUGCCAACGAUUUGAAUCAGCGCAAGUAUCCACCCAUGAAUGCUGUACCCAGUCCUCAUUUGAGGCCUAAGUUGCAUGAUCUUAAAGAGGUAACCUAUUUCCAUGACGUUGGCGUGAAGACCCUUAGCUAUUUAGAUUCCCUCUAUCAAUGGGAUAACUUACAAAAAUCCAAAUUCUACAAAGGCUUACCACAAAUAAUACCCACACUACCGCGUGUCAAUCUCUAUUCAAUCCUACCAUAUUUGGUCAAGGAAUUUGUCAAUUCACCUAUGCUCCCAUUCGUUUUGCCCAAUGCCUUGCUCAUUGCCGAAAUGAGUAGCCAAAAAGAAUACUGUGACCAUAUCCUACCCCACCUAAAGCCAAUAUUUAAGAUAACAAACCCAAAGAUGCUGCAAAAAUUUUGGCUGCUGAAUUGGAGAAAGGUUCAUCGGGCAAAGUCACAUCGCCUUCGAAUGAUGAUGAUAUGUUUUCGAAAUUUUCAAUUAGUCAGCCACCAGUAAAUAAGCCUAACAGUUCUACUUCAGCAAUAACAACCAAUCAACAAAACAACAAACCAAGAGAGCAGUUGAAGAUCUCCCACAACAAUUCGGCCACACCGGAUAUAUUAUCAUCUCUAAUGAAUAGUGCCAAUCCGUUGGUAAUGAAUCAUCAAUUACCACCACCUUCCACAGCGAACAUGAGUACAACGGCUUCAACCACACCCAUUAAUAAUUUCUCUUCAUUGAAUGAUUUAGAUCCAUUUGAGGGCAAUAAACAAUCACAAAAAAAAAAACAACCCAAGUCUAGUUCAACAACAGCCAAUUCAUUUAUACUGCAAAAACCAACGGUCGAUUACAUUUAUCCACCCGGCUAUAAUGGCUAAAAUCGUCAAAACACCGAAUAUCGGGGGCAUCGUUAUAUGGGGGCUAUACGAAAUCGUGGACCUAUACAGAUGAUCUUCCAGGGGAUAAAGUACCUACAAGGAACUCCUUAUGUGGAAUUUCAGACAAUUCCGUUGAAAAAUGUGACUAGCAUCAUCAAAAAACAGAA
Messenger RNA from Musca domestica (house fly), 2139 nucleotides. Its product is annotated as SCY1-like protein 2. Gene Ontology annotation, molecular function: protein kinase activity; ATP binding. Lineage: Eukaryota; Metazoa; Arthropoda; Insecta; Diptera; Muscidae. Gene Ontology annotation, biological process: protein phosphorylation. The record is from RefSeq and is a predicted model, not a curated record.